This is a messenger RNA of Rotaria socialis, 3063 nucleotides long. The record is from the annotation of a GenBank genome assembly. NCBI's taxonomy places the organism in Eukaryota, Metazoa, Rotifera, Eurotatoria, Philodinida, Philodinidae.
AUGAAAUUAUUAAGUGGUUCACCACUGGCUGACAAACUGCAAAUACCUGUUGUAUCGCUUGAGUGGACGGAAUGUUUAGAUAAACGGCCAACCGAUCGCACUAGUGAUGAUUUAGAUGCCAUAUUUUCAAAAUUAAAAGAUGUUAAAGCAUUCGAAAAGUUUCAUCCAUUGCUUAUUCAACAACUUUGCUAUUAUAGUUAUUUUGAAAGUUUAGAAAAAGGUGUCACACUUUUUCGUACGGGUGAUCUUGGUGCGAAUUGGUUUGCGAUUUUGAGUGGCAGUGUUGAUGUAUGUGUUCCAGCAGAAAAUGGCAAGGGUCAUACACUCAUCUGUACGUUAGAAGCAGGUGCUGCUUUUGGCGAAUCAAUUUUAUAUGAUGCACCUCGCAAUGCAACAGUCAUCACAUCGUCAGCAGUAAUGCUUUUACGAGUUGAACAAAAAGAUUUUAAAAUAUUAUGGGAGCGUAAUAAACAAUAUAUGCAUGGUGUAAUUACAAGUCUCAGCAAAUUAACUAAUACAUUAGAUCCAAAACGACGUGCUUCUGAAUUUGAUCCAUCACUUCUUCCUCAAGUUGCAAGUUCGAAAUUUAUGAAAGAUGAUCCAACUCGAAAUCCAGCUUUGCCUAUAAUACCCGCUCCUUCAGUACGAAUUCAACAUGCCGCUUAUGUAUUAAGAUCAUGUAUACUUAGUAAAGCUCAACAAAUGAUUCGUGAUCGAAAAUACCAUCUUAAAAUGCAUCGAAGUUGUCUAGUUGGUUCUGAAAUGGUUGAUUGGCUUAUUCACCAAAGCCCAUUAGUUCAUUCCCGAAGCCAAGCGGUUGGCAUGUGGCAAGCCUUAUUAGAAGAAGCAGCCAUAACACAUGUAUCACAAGAACAUUAUUUUAAAGAUAAAUAUUUAUUUUAUCGUUUUUCUGGCGAUGAAAGUGGAACAUUAACGAGACCCAGUACAGCAGAAGAAAGUGAUUGCGAAGAACAAUUAAAUGAUGUUAUCCUUACUCUAUCACAAGUUGGACCCGAUGCAAUGCUUAGAAUGAUAUUAAGAAAACCACCUCAUGAACGAACAAUUGACGAUUUAGAAAUAAUCUAUGACGAAUUAUUACACAUCAAAGCUCUCUCUCAUCUAUCCUCGCUUGUAAAACGCGAAUUAGCUAGUGUAUUAAUAUUUGAAGCUCAUCCGUUCAAAGGCGAAGUUUUAUUUAGUCAAGGAGACGAAGGCAAAUCAUGGUAUAUAAUUCUAAAAGGUUCAGUUCAAUGUAUUAUUUAUGGUAAAGGUGUUGUCGGUACACUUCAUGAAGGUGAUGAUUUUGGUAAGCUGAGUUUAGUCAAUAAUUCACCAAGAACAGCAACAAUUAUUUUAAAUGAAGAUAAUACACAUUUUUUGCGUGUUGAUAAAGAUGAUUUUAAUCGUAUACUUCGUGAUGUUGAAGCAAAUACAAUACGAUUAAAAGAAUUCGGUAAAGAUGUGCUUAUACUUGAUAAAGUUCCAAUUAAUGUGAAAACAGCUGAUGGUACAUAUCAAGUUUGUUAUAAAUAUUCUAUUAUGUCUGGUACAGCUGAAAAAAUACUUGAAUAUUUACUUGAAACAUAUAUUUGUGUUAAUUGUGAAGAAGGUGAUACAAAUCUAGAUGAUUUUGUUUCAACUUAUGUUAUUUUUAUGCCAACAAAUCAAAUGUGCGCAACAUUACUAGCAAUAUAUAAAGCUAAACCACAACAGCGUGCUGGUGAAAAUAUGGAUUUAACGUUACGUGAAAAAGUUAAAGUCAUAAGAUUUAUUCUUGAAUGGCAUGAUGCAUCAAAAGAAACAUUUUUUGAAGACCCAAAAAUAAAUGUUUUUCUAACUGAAUUACAUCAUUUAAUACGUAUUGAUGUUAAAAUUUAUCCUCAAUUGAAAGAAGAAAUCAAAUUAAUUGAAUCAAUCAUGGAAAAUGACUCGGAUCCAAAAGAAACACGCAAAAGUAAAUUACCAUGGAAACAACGCAACAGUAUUGAUAAACCAAAAAUGAUACGCCCAUCAGAUGAAGUUAUUUUCAAAGUUUAUUGUGCUGAUCAUACAUAUACAACGAUGAAAAUGAGAAUUGAUACACCAGCUUCGAAAAUUAUUCGAUUAGCAGCUGAUAAAUUAGGCUUACGUGCAGAUCAACCAAAUGAUUUAAAACUGUGUGAAGUUAGAUCUACAGGAGAAAGAAUUCUUUAUAAAGAAAGUGAUUUAAGUAUUUCAUAUGGUCUAUCAUUGAAUGGCCGUCUAUUUUUGGCACCUGCUGAUCAUUUGGAUGCUUUGGUACCAUUACCUGAACAAGAAGGUCCGCAACGUGGUACAUGGCAAAAAUUAGAAAUGUUUGGUUCAAAAGAACUUGCAUAUGCUAUUACAAUGCAAGAUUAUGAAUUAUUUAUGGCUAUUAAUCAACAUGAACUUCUCUAUCAAGUAUUCGGCCGAUAUAAAUUUGGAAAACUAACAGCAAAUUUAGAUAUUUUUAUGAGAAGAUUUAAUGAAAUUCAGUAUUGGAUUGUAACAGAAAUAUGUUUAACACCAAGUCCGGGCAAACGUGUACAACUUUUAAGAAAAUUUAUCAAACUUGCAUCUUAUUGUAAAGAAUAUCGAAAUCUUAAUUCUUUCUUUGCUAUUGUGAUGGGUCUAAGUAAUAUUGCUGUUAGUCGAUUAUCUCUGACGUGGGAAAGAUUACCAAGUAAAAUUAAACGAAUGUUUUCGGAAUUCGAAACUUUAAUGGAUCCAUCACGCAAUCACCGAGUUUACCGUUCAACAUUAACAAAAUUAACACCACCAACCAUACUUUUUAUGCCACUUUUACUCAAAGAUCUAACUUUUACUCAUGAAGGCAAUAAAACUUAUUUGAUUGAAGCUUUAGUCAAUUUUGAAAAAAUGAGAAUGUUGUCACAUACAAUGCGUACCUUGAAAAUAUGUCGUAGCCAAGCAUUACAAUUACAAGUACCUCAAGGUGCAAAAAAUCUUUCAGAAAUUCAAGAAUAUGUUCUCGAAUUGAAUGUCAUUGAUAAUCAACGUAUCCUAAAUCAAUUAUCGAAUAAAUUAGAACCACGACAAACAUAG